AGAGGUUACACGGAUUCCUCAGUCUCGGACACCGAAAACAUACGCCAGCCGUGUGGGCGCGUCUGCUGAUGUCAUGAGGGGCGUGGUCACCGUCGUUGAUUGACAAAUCCGGUUUGCCAGCUGGUGCAGGCGGAUUCGAUAGGGGAUCGGACCGGGCCCGUCAACGGGACAGCUCGCGGCGGCACCGGGAUGGGGAACUCUGACACCAAGCUGAAUUUUAGGAAAGCAGUGAUCCAGCUGACGACCAAAACACAGCCAGUUGAAGCGACAGAUGAUGCCUUCUGGGACCAGUUUUGGUCUGACACCGCCACCUCUGUACAGGACGUGUUUGCUUUAAUCCCAGCUGCUGAGAUCCGUGCUGUUCGUGAGGAGUCCCCAUCAAAUCUGGCAACACUAUGCUAUAAGGCAGUGGAGAAGCUGGCGGCUGGCGCAGACAGCGGGAGUCACUCAGACAAAGAAAGGCAGAUGGUGUUGAAUUGUGCUCGGUUGUUGACUCGGGUACUACCGUAUAUCUUCGAGGACCCAGACUGGAGGGGAUUUUUCUGGUCCUCAGUGCCUGGAGCAGGGCGAAGCCAGGAUGAUGAUGAUGAUGAUGAAGAUGGGUCUCGUCCCCUUGCCGAAUCUCUGCUUCUGGCUAUUGCAGACCUUCUCUUCUGUCCAGAUUUUACAGUACAGAGCCACAGGAAAAGUGGAACGGAUGCAGCAGAAGAUAUUCAUACCUUAGACAGCUGUGAAUACAUCUGGGAGGCCGGUGUUGGCUUUGCACACUCUCCAACCCCUAACCACGCACAUGACCUCAACAGGACAGAACUUCUUAAACUACUACUGACAUGCUUCUCAGAGGCUAUGUACCUCCCGCCAUCAUCAGAGAGCAGUAACACGCCCAACCCAUGGGUGCAGUUUUUCUGCUCCACUGAAAACAGACAUGCUCUGCCUCUCUUCACAUCUCUAUUGAAUGUAGUGUGCGCUUAUGAUCCUGUUGGCUAUGGGAUCCCUUACAACCACCUCCUGUUCUGGGACUCGCGUGAGCCAUUAGUUGAGAUCUCUGCCCAGCUUCUCAUUGUAACAUUGGACUCUGAUCCAUCUGCUUCAUCGGGGCCAAGCAUGGAUGGAACCACCACAAGCACUGCCAUGGACGAGGGUGAAAGCCCAGCACCAGACAAUCUUUUUGUGAAUUAUCUGUCACGGAUCCACCGAGAGGAGGAUUUCCAGUUUAUCUUGAAGGGCCUGGCCCGGUUACUCCUGAACCCACUCAGCCAGACAUACCUGCCAAACUCCGCUAAGAAAAUCCAGUUCCACCAAGAAUUACUGGUCCUGUUCUGGAAACUAUGUGACUUCAACAAGAAGUUCCUGUUCUUUGUUCUGAAGAGCAGUGAUGUCCUGGAUAUACUGGUUCCAAUUCUGUACUUCCUGAACGAUGCACGGGCGGAUCAGUCCCGUGUUGGUCUCAUGCACAUUGGAGUGUUUAUACUUCUGCUGCUUAGCGGCGAGAGGAAUUUUGGUGUUCGCUUGAACAAACCAUACUCUGUCAGAGUCCCUUUGGAUAUCCCGGUGUUUACAGGAACACAUGCAGACCUGCUUAUUGUGGUUUUCCACAAGAUCAUCACCAGUGGACACCAACGUCUGCAACCUCUAUAUGACUGUCUGCUUACCAUCAUAGUGAAUGUAUCUCCAUACUUGAAAUCCCUCUCCAUGGUGGCUGCCAACAAGCUACUACAUCUCCUCGAAGCUUUCUCCAGUCCUUGGUUCCUCUUCUCCUCUCCGCAGAAUCAUCAUCUUGUUUUCUUCUUGCUUGAGGUUUUCAACAAUAUUAUUCAGUAUCAGUUUGAUGGUAAUUCUAGUUUAGUGUAUGCCAUUAUUCGGAAGCGCACUGUAUUUCACCAGUUAGCAAACCUGCCUUCAGAUCCCCCAUCCAUACAGCGUGCACUGCAGCGCAAAAAGAAACCAGCUGAGCCUAUAUUGCGCACAAACUCUCAGGAAGGAGAAUCAAUGGAAGGCUCGCGCCCUGCUGUACCUGCAGAGCCAGGCACUCUCAAAGCAAGUCUCAUAGCUACACCUGCUAUAGAAAAGCUUACAGAGAAAGCCCAGGUAUCGGAGGAUGGCACUUUACGAGCUAUUGAUCCUGAUGCUCCCUCGUCACCUGGAGAGAGUGUACCAUCCCGCCCCCUGAGUGACACAGAGUCUCAGAGUGGGGAUGGUACACAGAGCGUGCAGAGAAGAAGGCUAUCAAGCACUUCAUCUCAGUGGAAUCCAUCUACCGACUGGGUCCUGUCCUGGAAGGUGAAACUACCUCUUCAGACAAUUAUGCGGCUUCUACAGGUCUUGGUUCCUCAAGUUGAGAAGAUCUGCAUUGACAAGGGACUGACUGAUGAGUCCGAAAUUCUCAAGUUUUUGCAGCAUGGGACCUUGGUGGGGUUACUGCCUGUGCCCCAUCCCAUCCUGAUCCGCAAAUACCAGGCCAAUGCAGGCACAGCUAUGUGGUUCCGCACAUAUAUGUGGGGGGUCAUCUACCUUAGGAACAUGGACCCUCCAAUCUGGUAUGACACUGAUGUGAAGCUUUUUGAAAUCCAGAGAGUUUAAAUAUCUACUUUUAAAUAUUAAUACCUGCUCAUUACCUGUCACACAUAUCUGAAGCAUCGUCAUAGGAUACUUCUUCCCCUCCAUGAAUUUCAAUGUAAUUGACCACAAGCAUACUAAAUCACUCCAUGAAAACGCAUAUCAUAUCUCUUGUAUUUCUAAAAAGCUUUGUGUUACUUUCCUAUUUUUGUUUUUAUAUU
Molecule: messenger RNA, 2777 nt
Organism: Nanorana parkeri
Lineage: Eukaryota; Metazoa; Chordata; Amphibia; Anura; Dicroglossidae
Gene: HID1
Product: HID1 domain containing
Exons: 19
Coding region: 190-2580 (796 amino acids)
Cellular component (GO): membrane; Golgi trans cisterna; Golgi medial cisterna
Source: RefSeq, a predicted model, not a curated record